CUUUCCACCUCCGUUUGCGCAGAAGCGAAAGAAGCGGAAAGUUAGUCGGUUUUUCUCUGAACGUCCCUCUUCGCGUCUGGGUCUCUCUUUCGCUCUCCUGUGGGCGGAGGAGGAGGUGACGAGGGAAACCUGUUAGUUCCGCCUCCUGCGCGUCUAUAUAACGCUCAUGAUGUCUCCCCUCGAGCAGAGCUGCACCUGCCGUGGAUGUACAUAUCACUUUACUUACACGCCGUUUCUGGAGAUGUCCGCGUCCACAGAUGUUGAGAGCCAGUCGCCCGCCGUGCGCUCCCGUAGCCGGUGUCUGGACACCUUCCUCACCGUGUCCGUGAUCGCACUCUUCCUCAUGUUUAUGGUCGCGCUCGCGGGCGCGCUGUACUUCUCCAAGCACAUCGAGGACGAGAUAAACGCGCGGACGACGCGACGCUUAGACGGAUCUGCGGACGCGUUGGUCGCGCCGUUCCCCGAGACCGGAAACGCUUAUAAGAUGCAGAAUUUUGCUUACCUGAGGGCCAUUGAAAGUAAACUCAAAUCAGGUGUGAUGGCGUGGGAAUCUAUCGCGUAUGGAAAGAGUCGAACCAUCGGCUCUCUCUACAGCUAUGAUAAAAAACAGAAUGUGCUUAACGUGAAUGAGAGCGGAAGCUACUUCCUGUACGUCCAGCUCACUUUUUCCUGCACUGAAAUAUGUCCAUCUGGCCGAUUCACGGUCAGCUUUCAUAAUCAGCACAAUAGCGAGGAGCUCACCUGCACCGUCUCACUGCCUAAAUGGAGCGAAGAAACACCCAUUAGCAAGACGUGUUGGCGAGUCGUGACCUUUCCGGAAAAUAGAAACCGCCUUUUUGCCAAAUCCCAGUUUAACGGCACACUAGACUGGAAACUGGAGCUGAAUGACUCUGGCUUUGGGAUGUUUCUGGUGGACGGAUUACGAGCGGUACGUCACACGUGAUCACGAGAGGCCCGACCAAACUGCUUUCAGGCUGCUCGUUUGAGUCGCGUAACUUUGAUCCACACAGGACUUGUUUUUAAUGCUCUGAGGACCAGGACUCCACUAAUGUCCGCAGACUGUCUUGGCUAAUUUGGCAAUGCCUUCAGCUACCAGAAAGAGUGACUCUUUAACAUUUUAGCCACUAUAUUCAAAUGCAUUCUGCCAAAUUUUGCAGGUUUUCCUCUACAACAAAAGCUCAGAAAAUGCAAUGAGGUCUACAGACUUUGUCUGGACUUGAACAGAUAAGCAAUGCUUCUUAAGCACUAUUUAUAAUUUAAAUAUAUUUAUACGCGUUUAACUUUUGCCAUAUUUAUAUUCGUAUUUUGUGUAUACUGUACAUAGUGUGUGUGUGUGUAAAUGUUGUUUAAAACCGUUGUAGACAUCACUACGUGUGCGAGGCGUCAGACCGAACCCUUUCGUUCACUGAUUGCAUGUACUGUAUUAUUCUACUGAUGUUUAGGUACAUCACAGAAAUACUGAGUGAACUUUGACCAGCACAUCAACACUAGUGCCUCGGUUGGGUCUUUACGUUUGGCUGUAUGUUGUUGAAGAACUCAAAAUGCUGCAUGUGUGAAUGUUCAUGAACAUCUCUUCACGAACACGCGCUUGUGUUGUGCAUCUGGUGUGAAGGAAAGUGCAGUAUGAAUGCUAACAAACUCAGGAACUCUAGAGAUUAAUGUAACGAUGAUGACCGUGUGUGAAAUGCUUUAUUUUGUAAAUUGAGAAUAUUUAAUAAA
Messenger RNA from Sinocyclocheilus anshuiensis, 1719 nucleotides. RefSeq lists its product as uncharacterized. Gene Ontology annotation, cellular component: plasma membrane. The record is from RefSeq and is a predicted model, not a curated record. NCBI's taxonomy places the organism in Eukaryota, Metazoa, Chordata, Actinopteri, Cypriniformes, Cyprinidae. The transcript is spliced from 3 exons. Gene Ontology annotation, molecular function: tumor necrosis factor receptor binding. The coding region runs from base 167 to 943 and encodes 258 amino acids. Gene Ontology annotation, biological process: positive regulation of activated T cell proliferation; positive regulation of cytotoxic T cell differentiation; immune response.